Messenger RNA from Polyodon spathula (Mississippi paddlefish), 5684 nucleotides. Its product is annotated as dynein heavy chain 17, axonemal-like. Gene Ontology annotation, cellular component: dynein complex. Lineage: Eukaryota; Metazoa; Chordata; Actinopteri; Acipenseriformes; Polyodontidae. Gene Ontology annotation, biological process: microtubule-based movement. The transcript is spliced from 34 exons. Gene Ontology annotation, molecular function: dynein light intermediate chain binding; ATP binding; dynein intermediate chain binding. The record is from RefSeq and is a predicted model, not a curated record. The coding region runs from base 414 to 5684 and encodes 1756 amino acids.
ACUUUGCUCUGUUGGAAACGGAACCAGAAUGAGCCCCAGUGUGUUUGUCUCCCUGUUUAGUUCUUCCAGGACUUGGCAGCUCCUCACUCCGGACUCUGGAGAGGAAGGAAAGUGGUUCUCUUGUAGUCCAGCAGCAGGAUGUGUCGAGCAGUAAAUCACAGCGAGAGACCUGGAUACUGGCCACCCUCAGUGAGGUGGCGCAUCUCGCCACGCAGAUUCAUUUUUCAAGUUCCCUUCAGGAAAGUGUUAACGCGUGGGCCAGUGGAGACAAGGAUACGCUGCGUGAUUAUCAUGCAAAGUUGACAGAAGCAAUUCAAAGCACAGCUAAGUUAUUGCAGCAAAACCGGCAAAAGGACAUUCAUUGCAUUUUUCAUGAUGGCCUCGUAGAAAAUGAAGAAAGUAGCAUAAAAGAUAUGAAAUCCACACCGUCAGUUGGAAGUACGAAUAGUUCCCCCGUCUGUGACGUUUCCAGUCAAAAAAAGAUCAGAAAACCCUCAACAUCAGGACAUACUAAAAAACUGAGCAAUCAUGUUCUUCUGUUAACCUACCAGCGUGACGUAGUUAAAAGAAUACUGGAGCAAAUAAAAUCUGGUGCCAUCGGUGACCGUUCAAACAUACCCAAUGCACUCUUUCACUAUCAGUACGACGAGAACGGUAUGGAUAUCUCUUUAAAGGUUGGCGAGUGUGAGUUCGGCUAUGGCUAUGAAUACCAGGGGUCAGCUGAGCGCAGCCUCAUCACUCCCCUGACAGAAAGAACCUUCCUUAGUCUCAGUUCUGCUCUCUGCAGUGGGGCAUGGGCACUCUGCAUGGGACCUGAGAGCGUUGGAAAGAAGACCACAAUGAAGGAGCUGAGUCUCGCUCUGGGGAGAGCUCUAUACUUCAUCCACUGCACCGAAGCCAUGGAUCUCAAAACACUCACAGAUAUCUGCAAAGGGGUCGCAUCGGCUGGUGCCUUUGUCUGUUUGAAUGGGAUGGAUCGGAUGAGACCCUUGAUUCUCUCUGAGGUGGCACAUUGGCUGGGGCAGAUCCAGGAUGCAAUGCAGGCUGGGAAGGGUGUCGUCCAUGUGCAGUCCAGUGACAUAAAACUAAAUCCAUUGGGUGGAUGUCUAGCUAUUGUUAAAAGCGAUCCUGUGAAACAGACUGGUAAUGCACUUUAUCCCAGGUAUGUCUCACCUGCAGCCACUAUUCCAGACAGCCUUCUCAGGCGUUUUCGCAUUGUCAGCAUAACAAGCACCGACCUCCACUUCUCUGUGGAGACUCUGCUUUUCACAGCAGGGUUUUCAGGAGCCGGAUUGCAGGCGAGGAAGCUGCUGGCACUGCUUGAGGCCUGUUCAAAGAUGUCUGCAGUAUCAGUUUGCUCCGGGCAUUGUGGGAACGCAAAGAGCUUUGCAACGCUGUCGAGUAUAAGACAUUUAAUUCAUAAAGCAGGCAGUCUGUUGUGUGAUAUGCAGAUUAAGCAAGAAGCCAUCCAGAGUCCAAACGAAACGAAGGGCUUGCAUGCUGAAGGGGACGGUGGUCUGGAGGAUCGAGUGCUGGUUGCUGCACUCCAUCAUUGCUUGCUCCCCCAGCUGACAGGAGAUAAACUGAAGCUCGUUUGUUCAGUAGCAGGCACGCUCUGGCCGAAUGUGACCUUGCCUGUGCAAACGACCCUGCUAGAGAAUCACAGAGCUAAAUUUGCAGAACCUGUGUCGCUGGGCAGUGUGGAGAACCCUUCUCUAAUGCUGGAGCUCAGCAGUGUAAAAGGAGCACUGGAUGAAGAGAACGAGGCCAUUGCAAAGGCAGCUACACAAAGGCAGCUGUGUGCUGAUGACAAGUUCAUCUCUCGAGUCUUCCAGUUGGCUCAACUUGUGCAAACCUAUCAAACUACGGCUAUCGUGGGGCCAGCAGGAUGUGGAAAGAGUGAAUGCAUACGGACGUACCUUCAAUCUGUGAGGGAGAAGGGGACGGGCAUGGCUGUGCAGACUGUGUUCAUCAGAGCUCUGGAAUCUCAACAGCUAUUGGGGUACACAGACCCACAGUCAGGAUGGAUGGAUGGUUUGCUUCCAAAGCUAUUGAGACGGUACUGGCUUCAGCUCCCUGAUGAUUCCAAAGAGAUUACUGGAACUGUGAAGACAGUUCACCUCGAUGGACAAAUUGAUGCACAGCAGAUGGAGCACAUGCAGGCAGUUCUCAGCAGCAAUGGAUCGUUUAUCCUCGCAAACAAUGAACAUAUCAAGCUGCCUGGCUCCAUUAAACUAUUCUGGGAGCUUGAAUCGCUGGAGGACAUUAGCCCGUCCAUAAUCUGCUGUUUGGGCAUCUUGUCAAUAACCAGCAGUGACUCAGACUGGAAACUGCCCUUAACCAAAUGGCUUGAGGGCUGCCCUGAACACUACAGGCGUCGCCUUCAGCAGCUCACUGGAGAGUUUUUAGAGCCUCUUGUGGAAUUGUUUCGUGACAGCUCUUCAUUGAAACGCAGAGACACUGGAAGACCCCAACUGAAAAAAGUAACCAACAAUACUGUAGAAAACAUGGUGCAGACAUUCUGCAGGAUUUCUGAGGCGCUGAAUCCUCUGAGUGUGGACAUGCCAUUUGAAGCUGUGAAGAAAUGUUUCCUUUUUGCAAGCCUUUGGGCUUUUGGGGGUACCUUGGAGUCCCAGUAUAGAGCGCCCUUCAAUCACUGGUGGAGAGAACAGUUUGGAAAGGGCUGUGUCUUUCCUGUGGAGAGAGAGAUCUGGGACUAUUACAUUGACAAGGAGACGUGGCAGUUUGUCAGGUGGAGUGACAGUCUCCCGCUCUACUCUGUUCCAUGUGGACAGGGAAUUCCAUCUCAAGCGUUUGUCCACACCGUCGAAAGCGAGCAACUGGUGUAUUUGACAAGCCUCCUGUCUGCUGCGGGCCACCCUGUCCUGCUCCUGGGUGAAGCAGGUUGUGGUAAAAGUAUGGUUCUGAAUCAGCACAUCCAGGCCCUGUACUCGGGGGAUGAGGUGGAGGUGCAGCUCAAGGUUGCAAUGAACAGGUCCACUACUCCUAAGAAGCUGUGGCAGAGCCUGCUGAAUAAAGUGGAAUGUUACCAUGGGGAUGUGCACGCCCCCCUGAAGAAUAAGAAGCUGAUGUGCCUGGUUGAUGACCUGCAUUUAGCUCAGGUUGAUCAUCAUGGCAGCCAGCCAGCGUGUGAGUUGAUGCGGCAGCUGCUUGACUGUGGGGGUGGUUUUGACCCACUUUCCUUUGAGUGGAAGACAAUAAGGAAUGUUACCUUCCUGGCCACUGCCAAUGGUAACUCUUCUGCCAGAGUCCCAAAGCUAAGCCAACGUCUACUGAGGCACUACAGCAUCUUCCACUGUCCUUACCCCAGUUCUGUCAACCAAUAUGGAAUCUUUAGUGCUUUGUUGAAUGCUCAUUUCCUGCAGUCUUCACCAGCACACCAGACUGGUAGUUCGAGCUCCACAAGUAAUUAUAACCACCGGGACCUGCUUUCAGCUGUCACCAUGGUUACCAUAGAAACGCAGGAACGUCUCAGAACCAUGUUCCUGGGAACCUCACAAAGGUGUCACUACAUAUUCACACUCAGGGACCUGGCAAAGACAUUCAGAAGCCUCUGUCUGUCCCUGAGCCCUAAAACAUCCCCUGAAGCCCUCCUGUAUUUAUGGAGACAUGAGUGCGACUGGGUCUAUGGACGCAGAAUGGUCAGCUGUGUGGACUACGAAAGAUACACCCAAGAGUACAUUGCAGCAGUGAGGAAAGCAUUCACUGACGAGGAGCAGGUCAGAUUAAUCAUUAACCCUCAGCAGCCACUGGUGAGUAAUGUCAUUGAGCUGGAAGGGGGGCUGAUCAGUGCUGCCCCAACACAAUGGCAAGGGAGAUCUCUAAACCAGCUGUCCAACCAGGAGAGGAUUUCUGAUGGGUACCAGCACACCUUUGAUGAAGACCUUGUUCGGGAACUGCUUGAGGAAUCUGUGAAAGAACACAACAAGGCGAAUCCAAGGGUGGCCAUCUCCUUUUACAGGAGCACAAUUGAGUUAGUCUGCCGGUUGACUCGUAACCUGUUGAGCCCACCUGAAGUUGCCCAUACCAUGCUGUGUGGAGAAGGUUGUGCUGGAAUGUGUGUUCCGCUGGCAAGGCUGGCUGCCCAUCUGUGCAGCUUCACUGUGGUCCAAGUCAACUCUGCUGCCAAAGCUGACAAGGAUAGCCCUCAGAUGACCAACGCAUUCAAGUCCCAGCUGGUUGACAGCUAUAUUCAGGCUGGUGUCCAGGGACAAAGAGUGCUGUUGGUGCUGAGUGAGGAGCACUUGGAGACGUUCUCUCUGCUUUACAUCUCAGACCUAGUUGUUUCGGGAUCAAUAACUCCACUGUUUACUUCAGAGCAGCAGACCAGCAUUGUUAAUGAACUUCGCAGUGAGAUAACUAAUGAAGGCAUAACCUUCACUAAAGAGGCUGCCUGGGAUUAUUUCUUAAGAAGAGUGACUCGAAACCUUCGCUGUAUUCUCAUCUGUCCGUCUACUGGGAGCAGUUUCCAUCAGUGCUGUCAAGAGUUUCCAGCAUUUACUAAUACCAUCAAUAUUUAUUUUGUUCCUCACUGGUCCAGAUCCAGUUUGGUUGCCCAGGCCUCCUACCAUAUACGAGAUCUUGAGUUAAGUGGAAAAGAGAAAGAGAACGUGUCUUACCUUUUGGCUUCCAUGCACCUUGUCAUUUCCAAACAUGACGGCAACCACAAAGGAACAGGCCGGUUUGGCCACAUGACCAACGGCACCUACGAGACGUUUGUGCAGACCUUUGUGACUCUGCUUAAGAAGAAGCGUGCUGAGUUAAUGGCAGAGCACAGGGAAAUAGAAAAGACGCUCGCACACAUCGGGGACAUCUUGAAGGCCUCUGUCAAGCUGAAGAAAGACUUUCAACAUGAAACGGUGGUUCUUGAAGAGCGUAAACAAGGGGCGAUGCAGAUCCUCAUUCAGAUCGGACAGGACAAGGCAGUGGCCGAGCAACAGGUUCAUGCGCUCCAUCAGCAGGUGAAGAAGAUCAGGAAACUUCAGAAGCUUCUGCCAGAGUAUCAGCUGGCUCACGACAGAGCGGCGUACAAGUGUUCAGCCAUUGUCUUGAACAUUAAGAAGCUCGUAGGAGAGAUUGAUACUGACGCGUUGGGAGAGCUGCGUGCCAUGCAGAAGCCAGAUGUUGAUACAGAAGUCCUGAUGGCCUCAAUAAUCACAGUCCUGAAAUCCCCCUCUGCUGACUUGACCUGGUCAAAGGGAGCUAAGAGACAGCUGGCAAACCUGGAAAGAUUCCUGGAAGAGCUCAGUACCUUUAAUGAAAUCCAACUCCAAGAAACCACUCUGGCACUAUUGGAAACCUACCUGCAGAAGCCUUCCUUUACUGCUGAGAACAUGGAGAGCAAAGCUGGUGGGAACACAGCUACUGGAUGCCUGCUGAAGUGGCUGCAGGGAGCUGUCUCCUAUCACAGAAUAAUGGUGUCUAAGGUCAAGCCUUUACACAGUAAGGUGGAAGAGAUGACGGCUGCUUUAGAGCAGGCCGUUCAGAAGAUGAACACCCUACAGGCAAAAAAGAGUACACUUCUGAGACGUCUGGAUGAGCUGGAAAAGGGGUUUGAAGAAGCCUCCAUUGACAAAACUGACCAAGAGAGAAAGACAUCGGAGACCAUGAGCAGGCUGGAGUACCUUUCUUCACUAGCAGAGGUCAGUAGCACUACUUUCUAA